Aspergillus versicolor CBS 583.65 is the source of this 1674-nucleotide messenger RNA. RefSeq names its product Zn(II)2Cys6 transcription factor domain-containing protein. Lineage: Eukaryota; Fungi; Ascomycota; Eurotiomycetes; Eurotiales; Aspergillaceae. Gene Ontology annotation, molecular function: zinc ion binding; DNA-binding transcription factor activity, RNA polymerase II-specific. The transcript has a single exon. The record is from RefSeq and is a predicted model, not a curated record. Gene Ontology annotation, biological process: regulation of DNA-templated transcription. Bases 1 to 1674 code for a protein of 557 amino acids.
AUGUUGCUUUCACCCCGACUACGUUCCCCUGACCACAUCGGCCCUCUCAAGUCCCGACGAGGCUGCAAAGCAUGCAAGAUUCGGAAAAUAAAAUGCGGAGAAGAAAAGCCUAGCUGUCGCCGGUGCCUCGCGAGCAAAUACAAAUGCGAAUACGCCACUUCUACGAACGAUUCCUAUGCCGCGGCCGCAUCAACCAGGUCUAUCCUCAAUCUCCCCAUCUCAACAUCUCCAAAUACCGUAUGGCGAGAGCGUCGUGCCUUCGCUUAUUAUUUUGAGCGUGCUGCCCCGUUCCUAGGUGGAGGGCUUGACCAGGACUUUUGGGUCUGUGUCGUGCCCCGGGCCUGUCGUUCUGAGCCUGCCAUCUGGGAUGCUGUGAACGCAAUCAGUACUCUGUUUGAAUACCCCCACAUGUGUCUCGAUUUCGCAUUCCUAAGCCUGCGAUAUGAAAGAUCUGCUGGGAUCAACGCAAAACAGAGCGAGGCCCUGCGCUGGUACUCGCGCUCGCUGUCGAAGGUCCGGUCCCAGAUUGACCGCGGUAGUGUCGAUGGCCAAGUUGCUUUGAUUAGCUGUGCGCUAUUUGUAUGUAUAGAGACGCUGCAAGGCCAUGUGGAAGAGGCACUGCAGCUCUAUAACCAGGGAAUCAAGCUUAUACUCGACUUACGUGCGAAGGCCUCCUGUUUGCAGGCUACUCUACUUGAAAGUACUCUCGUCCCUCUGUUUAUGCGCCUCGGGUCAGCUGCUUUGUCGAUUUCAGGGACAUCGAUAUGUGACCUGUUCAGCGAUAUCAAGAAUGGAGACGCGUACAAUUUUACAUCGCUGGGUUCCGCUCGAGAUGCGCUCAUACCACUGUCGGCCCAGGUCCAAAUUCUGGAAAGGGAAUCAGGAAGCAACCCAUUCAUCGGCCUUGAAGCGCAAAUCACCCCUGAGCUCAUAGCGAAGAAAUGUAGACUCCAGGAUGCCCUUAGGCGCUGGCACUGUGCUUACAAUGACUUGACACAAAUGUUGCCGAGCACAAGCCCACCAGCGAUGAACUGGAAUCCUUCAAUCCAUGCCUUGCUUAUCAUGUACCACACCACGUUGUCUAUGAUAGCGUCAAAUUGUCUGGAGCGCAGUAAAUCCGCUUACGAUGCUCACCUUCCGAGCUUCCGCCUCGUUGUCGAACAAGCGGCCAUUGCACUCGAUAAUUCGGCAAGUACAGAUGGCACCCAGCCUGCCUUCACGUUUGAACUUGGUGUUGGGUUACCUCUCUUCUGGACGGCCAUUGAAUGCCAUGAUUCUACCCUGCGGCGAAGGGCGCUCGAACUCCUGCGCCGGUCGCCGCCAGUGCAAGGAUUCUACAAGUGCGCAACUGGACUGGUGCUUGCGGGAAAGAUCAUCGAGCAGGAAGAGGCGCUGAGCAGGAGCAUACUUCGGCAAAGAGCACAGAACCCUACUGUAUCACACGAUGACACUAAGGGAGAUGAGAUCGAGGUGACAGAGAUCCCCGAGGAAGCCCGAAUCCAUCACUAUGCCGUCUUUCGACCGCGCGAUCAACCAUUCUUACUUGGCCCACAUGAUGCUUCCAAAUGGAAUAGGGGACCAGAGGAGUUGUUCAUGAGGUAUACACGGUAUCAAAGGGACCCAUAUGAUGAGUCAGUUUCGCGCCUGAUUGAUGAGUGUGUGCCGUUGGACUGA